AUGACCACGCACGACUCUAAUAAACCGUACAUUCCACUCGCCGGCUUGGCCGAUGAUGGCUGGUCUGAAGGGGGCAGGGCAACAGCAACCUGCUAUUGUGGCACUGUCCAGCUGUCAUUCCCAACCGAGGGUCCAGGCCUCGUCGACACAUUCAUCUGCCACUGCACCGACUGCCGCAAAAUCACAGCCUCAAUGUUCGCAUCGAACUUCAUCAUCGCAGAUUCCCAUCUGACACACGUCCGAGGGCGUGAGAAACUAAGCACAUUCAGGCAGUCAAAAACAAUAGAAUCGGGAAAGGCCAUGACAAAUUAUUUCUGCUCGGUCUGUGGAUCGCUGAUGUACCGCGUGGGCGAUGCGUUCCCCGGAAGCAGUAUCCUGCGGAUUGGUACGGUAGAUGAUUUUCAUCUACAUGAGUCCAAGUUGAAGCCGAGAGUUGAGCAGUAUGCGAAGGAUCGGGUUGGGUGGUUGCGCGAUGCAGAUGGUGUCAAGCAGGUUCAGGGCUCGGCUUAUACUCCACGGCAGCGUCGAGAAGCUCUAUGA
Messenger RNA from Aspergillus versicolor CBS 583.65, 540 nucleotides. Its product is annotated as GFA family protein. The coding region runs from base 1 to 540 and encodes 179 amino acids. The transcript has 2 exons. Lineage: Eukaryota; Fungi; Ascomycota; Eurotiomycetes; Eurotiales; Aspergillaceae. Gene Ontology annotation, molecular function: carbon-sulfur lyase activity. The record is from RefSeq and is a predicted model, not a curated record.